AUGACUUCAACUAUCUUGUGCCGAGCAACUCGGCAAAACCAUCAAAUAUUAGUUUAUGUUAUUCGUAAUUCAUCGUCUACAUCCACUCAAACGUCUAUUCGAUGGAAACGUCUUGCGUAUCAAAUUGGUGGUGGUCUUUUAACUACUGGUGCUUUAGGUUAUGCUUGGGCUCAUUCACAAGCACUUCAUGCGUCCGGUAAUAAAGCACAUUUAGUUCCAUUACCAUGGUCAUUUAGUGGGGCAUUCGAUUCACUUGAUCAUGCAUCGGUACGCCGUGGUUUUGAAGUUUAUAAGCAAGUUUGCGCUGCUUGUCAUUCAUUGAAAUUUGUUGCUUAUCGUCAUUUGGUUGGAGCUACACAUACGGAAGCAGAAGCUAAAGAAAUUGCUGCUCAAGAUUUCAUCAAAGAUGGACCUGAUGACAAAGGUGAAAUGUUUACUCGACCUGGUAAACUUACCGAUUAUUUACCGUCACCUUAUCCAAAUGAUAAAGCAGCUAAAGAUGGAAAUCAAGGAGCUUUACCGCCUGAUCUUUCACUUAUUACACUUGGUCGUGAGGAUGGCUGUAAUUACAUAUUCAAUUUGUUGACUGGCUAUCAAGAUCCACCAGCUGGUGUAAAAGGUGAACCAAAUCUUCAUUAUAAUCCAUAUUUUAGCGGUGGUUGGAUUGCUAUGGCCAAACAAUUAUACGAUGAUCAAAUUGAAUAUUCGGAUGGAACAAAAGCUACCGAGUCUCAAUUAGCUAAGGAUGUUACUGAAUUUCUUAAGUGGACGGCAGAACGUGAACACGAUGAUCGUAAACGAUUAGCUCUCAAAGCAGUUCUAAUUUUUGUUCCUCUGGUCUUCAUAACUUAUCAUUGGAAACGUGUUAAAUGGGCAACAUUGAAAUCACGCAAAAUUUCCUUCUACAGACCAAAACCAAAAGACCAUUAA
Molecule: messenger RNA, 930 nt
Organism: Rotaria socialis
Lineage: Eukaryota; Metazoa; Rotifera; Eurotatoria; Philodinida; Philodinidae
Source: the annotation of a GenBank genome assembly